GCUUUGUACAUGUAAAGGUUGAGCAACAGAGAAGCUUUCGGUGCACAGUUACUCUAAAGUGUCUAUUCAUAUAAUUUAGUUCUCGUAUUCAGUUUAUUUCGUCCCUGCUUGCUUGAUUAAAAAGUUACAAUGGCCUACCAAUUAUUCAAACUUGGAUCUUCUAUAUCCGGCAAUUUGACCAAAACCGCUCUGCGAAGCAUCAGCACUACCGGAGUUAUCUGUGAACCGAGAAAAGUUCCCGAUAAGACUGGCAAAAAUGUUGUUUUGGUCGAUGGCGUUAGAACUCCGUUUCUGAUGUCCGGUACGGGUUACUCCAAACUCAUGCCCCACGAGCUGGCUCGUCAUUCAUUGCUGAGCCUUUUGCGCAAAACCAAGAUCGACAAGGAAGUGAUCGACUACAUUGUGUACGGAACCGUUAUCCAGGAGGUGAAAACAUCGAACAUUGCACGCGAGGCCGCACUAGCAGCCGGUUUCAGUAACAAAACGCCCGCUCACACGGUCACAAUGGCUUGCAUCAGCUCGAAUCAGGCCAUUACCACCGGUAUUGGUCUGAUAGCAACCGGAACGUACGACUCGAUCGUCGCCGGUGGCGUUGAGUUUAUGUCCGACGUACCGAUCCGUCACAGUCGGAAGAUGCGUUCGUUGAUGCUGCGAGCAAACAAGGCUAAAUCGGUUGGCCAGCGGUUGCAGCUGUUGGCUUCAAUUCGUCCGGAUUUCUUCGUGCCGGAAUUACCGGCAGUGGCGGAGUUUUCCUCUGGGGAAACUAUGGGCCACUCAGCAGAUCGGCUCGCUGCGUCGUUUAACGCUAGCCGCCAAGAGCAGGAUGAUUAUGCGCUCAGAUCGCACACGUUGGCCAAGGAAGCUCAAGAUAAAGGCUACAUGACUGAUCUGGUUCCAUUUAAGGUGGCUGGAGUUGAUAAGACCGUUGACAAAGAUAAUGGAAUUCGAGUUUCCAGUAAGGAAGCUUUAGCGAAACUGAAACCUGCUUUUGUGAAACCAUACGGAACAGUUACUGCUGCUAAUGCAUCGUUCCUGACAGACGGUGCUUCCGCUUGUCUGGUCAUGACGGAAGCCAAAGCCAAGGAGCUCGGACUGCGUCCGAAGGCGUAUCUGCGGGAUUUCUUGUACGUUUCCCAAGAUCCCAUCGAUCAGUUGUUGCUUGGUCCGGCUUACGGUAUUCCGAAGCUGUUGAAGAAAGCCGGACUCACACUGAAAGACAUCGACUCAUGGGAAAUCCAUGAAGCUUUUGCGGGUCAAAUCAUCGCCAAUCUGAAAGCACUUGAUUCCGACUACUUCUGCAAGAAUUAUCUCGGAUUAAACGAAAAGUUCGGCACCCCGGAUUUGACCAAAUGGAACAACUGGGGCGGCUCCCUAUCGAUCGGACAUCCGUUCGCGGCAACUGGAGUGCGACUGUGCAUGCACACGGCAAACCGACUGGUGCGGGAAAACGGCCAGCUGGGAGUGAUUGCUGCCUGCGCCGCCGGAGGACAGGGUGUGGCAAUGCUACUCGAGCGGCAUCCGGAUGCCACUGCUGAGUGAGCGGCGCUAGUGGUAAGGUAAAUAGUGUUUGUUUUAAAUUUACUCGAGAAUUAUUUUUAUAUAUAAAGUGAGGCUGGGUAUAUUUCCUUCCCGUCUGGAGAUGAAUAGUUAAAAGAAUUCUUUAUGUCUGCUGAACUGGACAAUCACGUUUCCAAUAGAUUCCAUGAACCUUCUGUUUUUUAUGUUUAUUACAUUCUUUACAUUUAUUGCUAACUUUGAAGGAAAUAUAUUUGUUAGGCGGUA
Wyeomyia smithii (pitcher-plant mosquito) is the source of this 1782-nucleotide messenger RNA. It is a transcript of the gene Mtpbeta, whose product is annotated as trifunctional enzyme subunit beta, mitochondrial. Gene Ontology annotation, molecular function: acyltransferase activity, transferring groups other than amino-acyl groups. Bases 130 to 1539 code for a protein of 469 amino acids. The transcript has 5 exons. Gene Ontology annotation, biological process: fatty acid beta-oxidation. NCBI's taxonomy places the organism in Eukaryota, Metazoa, Arthropoda, Insecta, Diptera, Culicidae. The record is from RefSeq and is a predicted model, not a curated record.